UUGGAUGUGGUAGCCGUUUCUCAGGCUCCCUCUCCGGAAUCGAACCCUGAUUCCCCGUUACCCGUGACAACCAUGCAUCAUCAACAGCAGCAGCAGCAGCAGCAGCAGCAGCAGCAGCAGCAUCGUCGUCGUCGUCACGUCCAUCAUCAUCAGCAUCAUCAUCAUCAGCAUCAUCAACAGCAGCAGCAGCAGCAGCAGCAGCAGCAGCAGCAGCAUCGUCGUCGUCGUCACGUCGUCACGUCGUCUUCAUCGUCAUCAUCAUCAUAA
This is a messenger RNA of Parnassius mnemosyne (clouded apollo), 267 nucleotides long. Lineage: Eukaryota; Metazoa; Arthropoda; Insecta; Lepidoptera; Papilionidae. The record is from the annotation of a GenBank genome assembly.